AUGAAUAAAGAAAUAGCAAAAUAUGAUUUAGAAAGUGCAAAAGGAGAAUUUAAAAAGAAUAAAAAUGAAGGCAAAAGUAUUUUUGAAAGAGCAAAGCCCUUUAUGGUUGGGGGAGUAAGUGGGAUGUUUGCAACAUUUUGUAUUCAACCAUUAGAUAUGAUAAAAGUAAGAAUUCAAUUAAAUGCUGAAGGAAAAAAUGCAAAUAGAAAUCCAUUUAUAGUAGCUAAAGAUAUUAUAAAAAAUGAAGGAAUGCUAUCAUUAUACAAAGGGUUAGACGCAGGUUUAACUCGCCAAAUAGUUUAUACAACAGCAAGAUUGGGAUUAUUUCGUACUUUCUCAGAUAUGGUAAAAAAAGAUGGUGAACCAUUACCUUUUUAUAAAAAAUGUUUUUGUGCUUUAGCGGCUGGGGCACUAGGAGCAUUUAUUGGAAAUCCAGCAGAUUUGUCAUUAAUUAGAUUACAAGCAGAUAGUACUCUACCAAAAGAAUUAAAAAGAAAUUAUAAUGGUGUUUUUAAUGCAUUAUAUAGGAUAUCUAAAGAAGAAGGUGUUCGAUCACUAUGGAAGGGAUCGGUUCCAACUAUUGCAAGAGCAAUGUCUUUAAAUUUAGGUAUGCUAUCAACUUAUGAUCAAUCAAAAGAGAUCUUAGAAAAAUAUUUAGGUUCUGGUAUGAAAACUAACUUAGCUGCUAGCGUUAUCAGUGGUUUUUUUGCUACCACCUUAAGUUUACCUUUUGAUUUUGUUAAAACCUGUAUGCAAAAAAUGAAAGCAGAUCCAAUUACAAAAAAAAUGCCCUAUAAGAAUAUGCUUGAUUGUGCAUGUCAGAUGUACAAAAAAGGGGGUAUUUUUAUUUUUUAUUCAAGUUAUCCUACAUAUUAUGUUCGUAUUGCACCGCAUGCUAUGAUUACCCUUAUAACAGUCGAUUUCAUAAAUAAUUUUAUAAAAAAAAUUUCCUAG
Molecule: messenger RNA, 954 nt
Organism: Plasmodium relictum
Lineage: Eukaryota; Apicomplexa; Aconoidasida; Haemosporida; Plasmodiidae
Gene: DTC
Product: dicarboxylate/tricarboxylate carrier, putative
Exons: 1
Coding region: 1-954 (317 amino acids)
Molecular function (GO): oxoglutarate:malate antiporter activity
Source: RefSeq, a predicted model, not a curated record